Molecule: messenger RNA, 498 nt
Organism: Phragmites australis (common reed)
Lineage: Eukaryota; Viridiplantae; Streptophyta; Magnoliopsida; Poales; Poaceae
Product: predicted GPI-anchored protein 58
Exons: 2
Coding region: 1-498 (165 amino acids)
Source: RefSeq, a predicted model, not a curated record
AUGGGGCCCGAUCCGGCGCCCGGAGACCUCGCGGUGGCCCCGCCAAGCCCCCGGUGGAAGAGGAUGAGGGAGGACUCCGGGCCGGAGCUAUCGGGCCCGGAGUUCAGGAUCCCGGCAGCCAAAUGGCAAUAUCGAGGGACGAAGACCGCGCCGCCUGCGGGCGCCGCUGAGGGCCAGGGGCGACCGGAGGCACCGAGGCCGGCACCAGUCCCCGAGCUGAGCGCGCCGGCGGAGCCAGGGCUGGCAAGCGCGGCGGCUGGGCCGAGGCCAGUGGACACGGCGACGGAGACGGGGCAGACGGACGGGGCUGCGGUGCCGGAACUAGCGGACGCGGUGGCAGAGCCAGAACCGGUGGACGCGAUGUCCUUGCCGGGACCGGCGGAUGCGGUGGCCGAGAGGGUGCCGGCAGACGCGGCGGCUGAGACGGAGACGCAGCCCCGCCAGAGCGUUCCGCGCCAUCCGACCCUACCUCGAGCGUGCCGAGCCCGGGGCGGAUGA